This is a messenger RNA of Xyrauchen texanus (razorback sucker), 2709 nucleotides long. Its product is annotated as proline-rich nuclear receptor coactivator 2-like. The record is from RefSeq and is a predicted model, not a curated record. Gene Ontology annotation, cellular component: nucleus; P-body. Lineage: Eukaryota; Metazoa; Chordata; Actinopteri; Cypriniformes; Catostomidae. The transcript has 2 exons. Bases 1 to 504 code for a protein of 167 amino acids. Gene Ontology annotation, biological process: nuclear-transcribed mRNA catabolic process, nonsense-mediated decay.
AUGGGCGAAGGCUGCCUCGAUCUGCACUUGACAUCUAAUCAAAGCAGUAUGGGAGGUGGUGAGAGAUACAACAUUCCAGAUCGCCCAGCACCUAAAAGGAGCCACCAGAUUGGAAGGGGCAAGCAAAGAAGUCUAGAUCAGAAUGGAGUGGUGCAUUCUGCCUCAGGAGCCUUAGGUGUGCCUCAUCACCGCAGGGGUGAGAAGGGCACCAACUAUUCUUGGUCUCCCGAGGCAUGGCAGGCCGUGUCUGUAGACAAAAAGAACGCCUCUGUUCGUUUUGCCACAACGUAUAAUCAGAAUUGGGAGGGUACCAUGUCCCAUCUGAACAAACUUUUGUCAGCUCAAUGUGGUCAGAACUAUGCUGGAGCCAAGUUUAGCGAGCCUCCGUCCCCAAGUGUGCUACCCAAGCCCCCGAGCCAUUGGGUGUCUCUUCCCAUGGGCCCAUGCGAUCACCGUGAGAUUAUGACCUUUCAGUUGAAGAGCCUCCUGAAGGUUCAGGCCUAAGCAGGUCUCUCAUUGCUGCUCUCUUUAAGCCAAUAUUUGAAAGAAGGCUCUGCUUUGGUCUCUUGCCCUCCCCUAGAAUGCUUCAGCGAUGUAAUAUAUUUUACAGCUAUUUUUAGAUUUGUGUCUUAAGGUAAUGACCAUUUGGCAGGAAGAUGCUUCUGCUAAUGUUCCGCACCUAUUUUUUUUUAAAGAGGAAAAACUAGUUAUUACGUCGCUGUGGCCUUAAGGGGUGGUUGAGAAUUCGUAGCUGAGUUAUAUGCCAUGACAAAUGAUGAACUGGGUGUCCUCCCUAAAUACUCAUUGCUCUGUUAUUAUUCUGUUUUGUUUUGUUCUUUUUUUGAUGGCUUUUUAAUUUUUUUUCAACCAGGCCUAGGAAUAGAUUUCCAGAUAUUCACACUCUUCCAAAAUGUUAUUUGUUUUGCUUGCUGAAGUUUAAUGCACACCCGUUGCUUGAGUUUUAAUCAUGUGAGGAGUUGCAGAAACCUCUUGGUGCUAAGCACAGCAGCAUUUUGUAGCGCUAUAGAGCAUUUCUAGGUUCUUUUUAUUUAGCUUUUGGGAAGUAAAAGCCACUUGACUUUGUUCUGCAUGGAGAAUGAUGCAAACAGUACGUGGAGGGGAGCAAGCUUAAGUGAACCAUAUGGUUUUGGUCAUAUAUGACUAACCUCAGGCCUAAUGAGGUGGCACAAUGGACCUUGUGCUUUCAACACCUGUACUUUUUUUUUAAUGGCGCUGCGCGCAUUGCACUAUAGGUGUUGAAAGUCACUAAAGUUCACAAGCUCUUUAUGCGUUUAACUUUUUGCAUCCCCUAUGUUAUAGCUUAGUAAAUUAAUGUGAUUGUAAUGUUUACCAAAGCUAGGCUAUGUAAUAAGCUUGUUUAGGUUGAAAUUACAUCUUGCUUGCCAGAUUUGGUUUCAAGUUCCAUAAAUCAUUGAGGAAUGCAUUAGCAUAAAUCAACAUUUUGUUUCUUUUGACAAAUCACUUUUGGAAUUCGUUUUUGAACAUUUGCUAUCAUUUUAGAAUGAUUGCACGGCAAUAAUGCGGAGGAGGUUUGUGGCUGCGAGACCACAGGAAGAGAUUUUUCUGGUCUUGUUUCAUGGCCUUGUUUGCUCUGUGAUACAUUUUAAUGUUAUGAGCAUUGUUAUGAAAUGCACGUAUCAUGACAUGGGGGACUUGAGACAUAGGGCAGAAGUCCAGCAUGGACAUGUUUACCUUGUUAAAAAGGCAGUACGGCAGCAUUUUACACGCACGGCCGUGUCGCACUUAUUUUUCUUGCACUGCUGUUCAUUUGUGUUUCGAAGUUUCAGACAAUGUUGUUCUUUCAACUGUGGAUAUGUGGUGAAGUGACCCCUUCCUACUUGGUUAUGAGUGUGGUGAAAACUACCUCUCUGGCAGAACGUGUUGUUAAUAGCCAUCGUAAAGAUGACAAAACAAAGCUGAUGAGUUUUGUGUGUAAUAGAGCCAUGUAAAUAAUGAAAUGUAUAAAAUGUUGUAGCAUAUUGUACAUUUGUGCAGGAAUAUUUAAAACCUGCUGAUAAAGUAUUUUUAGUAAUAACACUGAAUGUAUAAGUCAUGCUAAGGACGUGACUUGUUUUCAAAUGCUGAAGAAUAUUUUGUUAAGAAAAAAGAGAAAAUUUGCCUGUAGUGCAUCAAAACCCCUACACACUGUGAUUGUUGCCAGUGACCUUGCACAUAUUUUUUUAUUUUGUAUAAGUAUAAUGCACUGUGUAGGGGCAACAGCUUUAAAUGCAAAAAAAAAAAAAAAGAAAACAAACAUUUUGAAACUGAAAGGGACUUUUAUACAUUAAGUUGCCUAUGCAAAUACAGAUUGUUCUAAAUUUUACUAGGUUAUAACAGUCAUUUUUUUGCCCUUUUUCCAAGUUGAUUAAGUAGCAGACAUUUGCACCAAGACACUGGCCUUCCCUCCGCGAGGCUGAUGUUUGAGGCCAAUGAUGCUGUGGUUUACAUCCAGAAAUCCAAGAUUACAUUUUAAACUUUUAAAGUAUAAACUCAUUAUUUUAAUUGUAUGUGUAAAAGUCCUUUUCCUAAAUUUGACUGUAUCCCAAAUAAUUGGCUAUGAAUUUGUCCCAAACUUGAAAAUGUUGCUUAAAAGGAAACUGAAGACCCAUGUAAGAAUUGGUACAUACUAAAAGAUGUGAAAUUUGGUUGUCUAAAAAUAAAAAAUAAAUUUCCUUCCCUUCCCCCCAA